CCCCCUGCAAAUCAUUCAUCACCCAUGUCAAACCUGCCGGUGCCCUCAGCUGUGUGACUAUUUGACUGUCAUUCCAAUGUGACCUGCGUCCGCCAUACCGUUAUGAUCAGACUGCACGGCUGCAAUAUCUCCAGACUGGGACGCGCGGGGCGCACGCUGCUUAUCAGAGGAGCGCCACACUUUCACCGUCCAGUGUAAAAGUCACUUUGAGCAACCCGGGGCCUGCAGCAAAGGCUCUCUUUAACAGACCCGAAAAUGGCUGAGGACAUUCAGAACAAACUGGAGAAGUACCGCACUGCUCCUUUCGACGCCAGGUUCCCCAACCAGAACCAGACCAGGAACUGCUGGUCCAACUACCUGGACUAUCACCGCUGCCAGAAAGCCCUAGACGCCAAAGGAGUCGACACCGCCCCUUGUGAAUGGUACAAGCGAGUCUACAAGUCACUCUGCCCCAUGUCCUGGGUCCAGAAAUGGGACGACCAGAAAGCAGAGGGAACCUUUCCAGGCAAAAUCUGAGCCUGCCUCUACAAAGCUGUUGGUCUGCAAAGACCUGAUCUUCACUGCUACAGAUUAUGUUUGUAUAGGUGGUAGGACUCCAGGUGGCUCCACCACCACCUUUCUACAAGUGCUGCUCUGGAACAGGAGCACAAUGUAACUGGUCAUUCCUUACAGAAGACAUGAAAUGUACUGCAGAUUCUGCAUUAAAGUGUCUCAGGCUAUAUUUA
Molecule: messenger RNA, 725 nt
Organism: Myripristis murdjan (pinecone soldierfish)
Lineage: Eukaryota; Metazoa; Chordata; Actinopteri; Holocentriformes; Holocentridae
Gene: cox6b1
Product: cytochrome c oxidase subunit 6B1
Exons: 4
Coding region: 256-516 (86 amino acids)
Cellular component (GO): mitochondrion; respiratory chain complex IV
Source: RefSeq, a predicted model, not a curated record